AUGUCGUCAUGCUGUGGAGGCAAAUGUGGUUGUGGGGCUGGCUGCAAGUGCGGCAGCGGCUGUGGAGGGUGCGGGAUGUACCCAGAUAUUUCCAUGGAACAGAGCACCACAACUGAGACCCUUAUAAUGGGGGUUGCACCUCAAACCUCUCAUUUUGAGGCUUCUGAGAUGGGUGUUGUUGCUGAGAAUGGAUGCAAGUGUGGAGACAACUGCACCUGCAACCCCUGCAAGUGUGGAAAGUGA
This is a messenger RNA of Prunus armeniaca (apricot), 243 nucleotides long. Lineage: Eukaryota; Viridiplantae; Streptophyta; Magnoliopsida; Rosales; Rosaceae. The record is from the annotation of a GenBank genome assembly.